UGGCCAGUAACCGCCUUAACCGUCACUUCAAAAACAAUGAAAAAGAAAAUGUUGAACACAAAGUACACAAUAAAAUGUACUGACUGAAUAUGUUGGAUUUUUAAUCAACAAUGGAAGGAAGAAGAGAAGAAAUAAGAAAGGGGCCAUGGAAAGCAGAGGAAGAUGAAGUUUUGAUAAACCAUGUGAAAAAGUAUGGACCAAGAGACUGGAGUUCCAUUCGAUCCAAAGGACUUUUACAGAGAACUGGCAAGUCUUGUCGACUUCGUUGGGUAAACAAACUUAGACCCAAUUUAAAGAAUGGGUGUAAAUUUUCACUAGAGGAAGAGAGAGUGGUGAUAGAGUUGCAGGCACAGUUUGGGAACAAAUGGGCAAGAAUAGCCACGUACUUGCCUGGGAGAACUGACAAUGAUGUUAAGAAUUUUUGGAGUAGUAGGCAAAAGAGGCUGGCUAGAAUUUUGCAGAAUUCAGCGACACCCUCUUCCUCUUCCAACUCCAAAUCCCACAGGGCUACUUGGGAAGUUUCUACUUUCAAUGAUGUUCCCACUUUACUGGCUCCAAAAUUGAGUUCUUCAAUGGAUGAAGAGUCAUCCUCAAAGGAUCAUUCUUGCUCGUCAUCCAACAGAGAGAAAGCUGGGACAAUUAAGAUGGUUCCAGUGCCGGCUCUAGUUAAUCCUAAGUUGCUUCAUUUCGAUGCCCAUUCUGUGCUUACUCCAUUUGAGAAUAAUCCUUGCACUGAUUCUCAAUUACAAAUUCCUUUUCCUGACAUUACACAAACUCAGCAUGAUCUUACAUUUUCACCAGAAAGCCAAGAGCUAUUGGCCGGGCUUGAGGACCCUCACUUUUUUGAUGUGUUUGGACCGGUGGAUGCUUCUCAACUUAGUAAUGAAGUGCCGCUUCCUGUUGAAGAACCAUUUUUAAAGCCAAUGAGAAGUUUUAGGAACGCUGUCAAGGACGAAAACGAUAACCUGGUGAACCCAGAUGCCUUCUUUGAGGACUUCCCAACCGAUAUGUUUGAUCAUAUCGAGCCACUUCCCAGCCCAUCAGACUGGUGAUUUAUUGACUAUAAGGCUGGUGUCAUGUCAGGGUAGACGAUAAACAUUUGAUUAAUUUCAUGAGCUGCAAAAUUUCAUUGCAAUCGUUGUUAACAUAGUCUUGUAACUUUUAUUCUUUGUGU
Messenger RNA from Mangifera indica (mango), 1174 nucleotides. Its product is annotated as transcription factor DUO1-like. Bases 111 to 1052 code for a protein of 313 amino acids. The transcript has 3 exons. Lineage: Eukaryota; Viridiplantae; Streptophyta; Magnoliopsida; Sapindales; Anacardiaceae. The record is from RefSeq and is a predicted model, not a curated record.